This is a messenger RNA of Hypanus sabinus (Atlantic stingray), 3394 nucleotides long. RefSeq names its product gastrula zinc finger protein XlCGF26.1-like. Lineage: Eukaryota; Metazoa; Chordata; Chondrichthyes; Myliobatiformes; Dasyatidae. The transcript is spliced from 2 exons. Bases 866 to 2344 code for a protein of 492 amino acids. Gene Ontology annotation, molecular function: DNA-binding transcription repressor activity, RNA polymerase II-specific. The record is from RefSeq and is a predicted model, not a curated record. Gene Ontology annotation, biological process: negative regulation of transcription by RNA polymerase II.
CUCCAAGACUCUCAAACACGGCACACCAGUUUUGCUGUCUCUGACUAGAUCGGGGGUCGGCAACCCGCGGCUCCGGAGUCACAUGUGGCUCUUUUACGUCUGUGCUGUGGCUCCCUGUUGCUUUGGGAAAUAAUUGGUUGACAGCUGGCUGACGUUAUUUUUGGUUUGCUGCUGGCGGCAAAUUUAAGUUUGGCGUUUUUCAUAAAUACAAGAAGGACUCAAAUAGACGUUGAGUAUUUUACUUAAAAGUAACCUUCAACCCAACGUCUUUUUUUCGGAGUUCAAAAUGUUUUUGUUGCAUGCAGAAAUGUAAUUUCGUUUUCUCUGCAGGAGUUCAUCAAUUUCAUAAAUGCAACACAUUAUAGUUUGUUUAUACAUAGCAUAAAGGCAAAACAAAACGUUGUAUGCAGUGUUAUUUCAUUUUAAAUGUCAAACGGGUUUUGCGGCUCCCAGUGUUUUCUUUUCUAUGGGAAACGGGUCCAAGUGGCUCUUUCAGUGGUAAAAGUUGCUGACCCCUGGACUAGAUACUUAAGAAGUGGAGCAAGAGAUUCAAUAGACCAUCUGUCCUUCACAGACUGUGGGGAGGGAUUCACUCGGUCCUUUGGCCAACUAGCAUGUCUGUCAUUUUACGCAGGGGAAAGGCUGUUCACCUGCUCAGACAGUGGGAAUGGAUUGACUCGGUUAUCUCGAUUGAAGGUACAUCAGCAAGUUCACACUGGGUAAGGCCAUUCACCUGUUCCGUGUGUGGGAAGGGAUUCAGUCAGUCUUCCCACCUGUGCACACACCAGUCAGUUCAUAACACACCAGGCAGAGGCUGGUCAUCUGCUGAACUUCUGGGAAAGGAUCCACUCAGUCAUCUGACCUAAUGGCUCAUCAGCGAGUUCACACUGGGGAUAAGCCAUUCACCUGCUCAGAUUGUGGGAAGAGAUUCAUUCAUUCAUCCAGCCUACAGAGACAUCAGCGAGUUCACACUGGGGAGAAGCCGUUCAUCUGCUCAGAAUGUGGGAAGGGAUUCACUGAUUCAUCCAGCCUACAGAGACAUCAGCGAGUUCACACUGGGGAGAAGCCGUUCACCUGCUCAGAAUGUGGGAAGAGAUUCACUCAGUCAUCCACCCUACAGAAUCACCAGCGAGUUCACACUGGGGAGAAGCCAUUCACCUGCACAAUCUGUGGGAAGAGAUUCACCCAGUCAUCCACCCUACUGAGUCACCAGCGUGUUCACACUGGAGAGAGGCCAUUCACCUGCUUAGACUGUGGGAAGAGAUUCACUCAUUCAUCCACCCUACUGAGUCACAAGCAAGUUCACACGGGGGAGAGGCCGUUUACCUGCUCAGAAUGUGGGAAGGGAUUCAUUGAUUCAUCCAGCCUACAGAGACACCAGCGAAUUCACACUGGGGAGAAGCCGUUCACCUGCUCAGAAUGUGGGAAGGGAUUCAUUGAUUCAUCCAGCCUACGGAGACAUCAGCGAGUUCACACUGGGGAGAGGCCAUUCACCUGCUCAGAAUGUGGGAAGGGAUUCAUUCAGUUAUUCCACCUACAGAAUCAUCAGCGAGUUCACACUAGUGUGAGGCCAUUCACCUGCACAAUCUGUGGGAAGAGAUUCACACAGUCAUCCACCCUACUGAGUCAUCAGCGAGUUCACACCGGAGAGAGGCCAUUCACCUGCUCAGACUGUGGGAAGAGAUUCACUCAUUCAUCCACCCUACUGAGUCACCAGCGAGUUCACACUGGGGAGAGGCCGUUCACCUGCUCAGAAUGUGGGAAGGGAUUCAUUGAUUCAUCCAGCCUACAGAGACAUCAGCGAGUUCACACUGGGGAGAGGCCAUUCACCUGCUCAGAAUGUGGGAAGGGAUUCACUCAGUUAUCCAACCUACUGAGUCAUCAGCGAGUUCACACUGGAGAGAGGCCAUUCGCCUGCUCAGACUGUGGGAAGAGAUUCACUCAUUCAUCCACCGUACUGAGUCAUCAGCGAGUUCACACUGGGGAGAGGCCAUUCAUCUGCUCAGUCUGUGGGAAGAGAUUCACUCGGUCAUCCGACCUACAGAGUCACCAACGAGUUCACAUUAGGGAGAAGCCGUUCACUUGUUCAUUCUGUGGGAAGGGAUUCACUAAGUCAUCCACACUACAGAGUCACCAGCGAGUUCACACUGGAGAGAGGCCGUUCACCUGCUCAGUCUGUGGGAAAAGAUUCACUCAGUCAUCCAACCUACAGACUCAUCAGCGAGUUCACACUGGGGAGAAGCCGUUUACCUGCUCAGAAUGCGGGAAGAGAUUCACUCGCUCUUCCACCCUACAGAGACAUCAGCAAGUUCACACCGGGGAGAAGCCGUUCAUCUGUUCAUAAUUUGGGAAAGGAUUCACUCAGUCAUCCCAACUACUGGCACACCAGUCAGUUCACAAUGGGGAGAGGUCGUUAUUAUGAAUCCCUAGGUUUUGUUUGCUGUGGACUGUCAUUUUAAGAGAGAGAGAGACAGAAAUUAGGAUGGUGAGUCAGUCUGACUUGCAGGUUGUUUAAUUUGCUCACAGCUUGUUUUGUUUUAACUGAGGACAGAGACACUCAGACGGAGAGGAAGGAGGAAAAGUGGAAGGAUCGGAACCGGGGAACUAGUGGCUGAGGGUCACUGUUUGGAACUUUCCUGUGACCACAAGGGUGGGUUAAUUAUCGAUUCACCGUAUAUCGAAUGUGUGGUUAUCACCUCGUUUGAUCCAUAGGUGUGGAUCGGAUUUGGCGUAUCCUGUGAAGACCAGUUAUGUGUUAACCCUUUUCUGGGUUUGAUGUGAUAAUUCACUUGAAGAUGAUACCCCUUGUGACAAGUCACUUUCAGUGAUAAUUUGUAUGUGGAUUUGGAACGAUGAAGCAUAAAAUCUACAGCGACUGUUGUCUCGUUUUACCACAGUGGAGCCUGUGGAAUUCGACGUAAUUGCCUUCUCUCGCCAUUUACCCUGGAUUACAAAUAUCUCUCUCAUCACCUAUUCUGUGGUUAUACUGAACUUUCAUACUCUAACACAUCAAGACUUGAAGCCUUGUUUCCCCCAAGCUUAAUAGUUUGGAAGUUAUAUUUACACACAUAUAUACACAUAACUUCUGAUUAUCUUGCUUAAGUUACUGUAUUAUAACUAGAUUCUAAUAAAGAUCCUUUUAUCAUCAAAAACAGUCUUCAGGUGUCAUCUAUUGCUGCUGGUUCGUUUCUAAAGCGUUACGAUUCAUAACAAAAUUGGGGGUGUGUCCUGGAUAUGAACAGAUUUGGGAGCAUAUUGAUUGAUUAAUUAUUGAUUUCAUUGGGGAAAUCCCUUUUGAUUUAUUUGUGUGUGGAAUAUCAGCAUCAAUAGAUGUUGAUAGAUUUCCGGAAGCCUCAACCUCUGAGGCAUUAGAGGAUGCCAGUAGGAUUGAGUU